CAUUUCUGUAUUCUUCUCAGUCAUCUCUCCGAUGAGCUCUCUCUCUCGAACGCCGGAAUUCUGGAAUUGAGAGCUGUUCAUGAAAGCCAUCAAUAAGAACACAAACGGCUAGUAUUUGCGCUAUGUCGAUUGAAACAGAGCGUUUAAACUGAGUUCAUUUCACAUUUUGUACCCACACCGCUGGAAUAUCUCUUCCAAAUUUUAGUUUGCUUCGCUCCUUUUGUGGGGAUUUGUUUGUCGGAGUUUCUAGGAUCUGAUUUUGCGGAGUUUUGAGAGAGCAUUUGAGGAUUUAUCCGGCAUUUUCUGAGAUUUGUCUGUAUUUUGUUCAUAAUGUUUGAUGGGUAUUACAGCUCUAAAAGGACUGAUGGUGUUUGCGCCCAGGGGCCUCGUGGGGCUUUUGGUUUGUCUAGAUUACGAUGUAUUCUUCGAGGGUGGAAUUUGAAGAUACUAAUUUCUUUCUUUGUGGCUGUUCCACUCUUGAUAUUGUUCAUAUAUCUUCAUGGCCAGAAGGUCUCUUAUUUCCUUAGACCUUUAUGGGAGUCUCCUCCAAAGCCAUUUCAUGAAAUCCCUCAUUACUAUCAUGAAAAUGUAUCCAUGGAGUCUCUCUGCAAGCUUCAUGGUUGGACGAUGCGUGAAUUGCCUCGACGAGUUUUCGAUGCUGUUCUGUUUAGUAACGAAGUCGACAUCCUAACUAUCAGAUGGAAGGAACUGUAUCCUUAUGUGAGUCAGUUUGUGCUUCUCGAGUCGAACUCGACGUUCACUGGUCGGACGAAGCCAUUGGUAUUUGCAAACAACCGGGAACAGUUUAGCUUUGUCGAGUCGCGGUUGAAUUAUGGUAUGGUAGGGGGAAGGUUUAAGAAAGGAGAGAAUCCAUUUGUUGAAGAGGCAUAUCAAAGAUUGACUUUGGAUCAGCUAAUUAGGAUAUCAGGGAUAAAAGAUGAUGACUUGUUGAUCAUGUCUGAUGUCGACGAGAUCCCGAGCGCUCACACGAUAAACCUCUUGAGGUGGUGCGACAAUAUUCCGCCCAUACUCCAUCUACGGCUAAAGAACUACUUAUACUCCUUUGAGUUUUAUGAAGAUGAGAACAGCUGGAGAGCUUCUGUCCAUCAGUACAAGCAUGGUAAAACACGGUACGCUCAUUAUCGUCAAUCCGAUGAAGUCUUAUCGGAUUCGGGGUGGCAUUGUAGCUUUUGCUUCCGUCAUAUCAGUGAGUUCAUAUUCAAGAUGAAAGCAUACAGCCAUUACGACAGAGUCAGGUUUUCUCAUUACUUAAACCCCGACAGAAUUCAGGACAUAAUUUGCAAAGGAGCAGACCUAUUCGACAUGCUUCCCGAAGAGUACACGUUUCGGGAAAUGAUCGGGAAGAUGGGACCGAUCCCGCAGUCUUACUCGGCCGUUCAUCUCCCAGCAUUCCUGCUAAACAAUGCUGAGAAGUACAAAUACUUGUUACCAGGCAACUGCAAGAGAGAAAGUGGCUAAAUUAUGAAGGAACAAGAAAGAAAUGGCUACACAAAUGAUGAACAUAAAGAGAUACCUAUUCUGGAAUCUGAUGGACUCCACAUUGUUGCAGCUGAGGAAACUGUCUGUAAAACCACCAUGUUUCUUCAAAGUGGCAUCACAUUUCCCAAGCUUCUCUUAUGGGUAAUGCUUAGGUAACACUGUAAUUUCCACCAUCUCUCUGUAUUGAUCUUAGAACAUUGUCUAAUACUCAUUUAUUCUUUUCUCAAUACUUUUUCUGUCAAUGAAAAGAAAAGUUAAUAGUCUUAGAUAUCA
This is a messenger RNA of Cucurbita pepo subsp. pepo (vegetable marrow), 1773 nucleotides long. RefSeq lists its product as uncharacterized. Gene Ontology annotation, cellular component: membrane. Gene Ontology annotation, molecular function: beta-1,4-mannosylglycoprotein 4-beta-N-acetylglucosaminyltransferase activity. Gene Ontology annotation, biological process: N-acetylglucosamine metabolic process. The record is from RefSeq and is a predicted model, not a curated record. NCBI's taxonomy places the organism in Eukaryota, Viridiplantae, Streptophyta, Magnoliopsida, Cucurbitales, Cucurbitaceae.